AUUUUUAUCAAAUCAUACACAUUAUAUUAAUAAAAUAAAUUAUUCUACUUACUAAGAACGAAAUUUCAUUUCAUUAUUAAUUAUAGCUCAGACUUCAUUAAUUGACCUUUAAGUUCUGACAAAAAAUAAAACUAAAAAAAAAUUGAAAUUAAAAAAUAUAGCCGUUUCGCUCUCAUCCAUGAGAUCCCUAUUGCCUCCCAAAUGUCUAGUAAUAUGGUCCUAAAGUUUGCUCUAAUAACCGUCAAAGUUAGACGAGAAAAGACUAAACAACUAAAAAAAAUCUUAAUUAAAUAUUUUUAAUUACUAAAAAUAAUCUAAAAUACUGUACUUAGUUUCAAACCCACUUUGAUUAUUAAUAAUUCAAUUCAAUUUCAAUGGGUGUUAUUUCGUGGAAGCUUCACAUUUACAGAGCUACCCAUCUUCUUCUUCCUUCAUUACCAACGACUUCUAUUUCUUUCAAAUCUUAGAAUUUAUUUCACUAUUAUUUUCAACUUCAUUGAUUCAAUUAAACAAGAAAAUACCCAUCAAAAAAUUAAGGGUCUUUUUAAUUUUCUGACAUUUUUUGUGGGAUUUUUGUUGUUUGAAGUUUGCAUAAUAUUUAUUACUGAAGAAACAAGAGAGCUGUCAAAUAUCAAAACUUUGAAGCACCCACCAAGUUUUAUUUGGUAAAGAGAUGGAAUCAGUUGAUGGCAAGUCAGACCUUGAGUUUGGUGAGGAUAUUCCGCUUAGCUCUUCAAAAUCCAGCAAAAAGGGGUUGCACCCUCUAGAAUUUGAAACAUCUUCUACGAUUCCAAGAGAAGUUCCAAAUUCACAUUUAUUAAAGAAGCUGCGUGUCAGCCCUUUUAGAAGUAUACACACGGUUGUAAUAAAAGCUAAAAUAAAUGUGCUUCUACCGUUUGGCCCUUUGGCAAUAUUGCUACACUAUUUGACUGAUAAACAUGGGUGGAUCUUCUUUUUAAGUUUGUUAGGCAUCACCCCUUUGGCCGAGCGUUUGGGUUAUGCAACAGAGCAGCUUGCUUUUUAUACAGGCCCUACAGUGGGAGGUUUGUUAAAUGCCACAUUUGGCAAUGCUACAGAGAUGAUUAUUUCUAUAUAUGCAUUGAAGAUUGGUAUGAUCAGAGUGGUUCAACAAUCUUUACUGGGCUCCAUCUUGUCGAAUAUGCUAUUAGUUCUUGGAUGUGCCUUUUUCACUGGUGGGGUUGUUCAUCAUCCAAAAAUUCAGAGUUUUGACAAGUCUGCAGCUGUAAUGAACUCUGGCUUGUUGUUAAUGGCUGUGAUGGGUAUAACAUUUCCAGCUGUGCUCCAUUUUACGCAUACUGAGGUGCAUCGUGGCAAAUCAGAGCUUUCCCUCUCAAGAUUUAGUAGUGGUAUCAUGCUGGUGGCAUAUGCAAGUUACCUAUACUUUCAGCUAAGAAGUCAACACAAUCUCUAUGAUCCAAUUGAUGGGGAUGUGGUCAAUACUGUAGAAGAAUCUGAUGAUGAGGAAGCUCCGGAGAUAACUUACUGGGAAGCAAUUUCCUGGCUUGCUAUUUUGACCUUAUGGGUGUCAAUAUUAUCUGGAUAUCUCGUUGAUGCUAUACAGGGUGCAUCUGACUCGUGGAAUAUGCCCGUUGCUUUUAUUAGUGUGAUUCUACUUCCGAUUGUGGGGAAUGCUGCUGAGCAUGCUAGUGCAAUCAUGUUUGCUGUAAAGGAUAAGCUUGACAUCAGUCUUGGAGUAGCAAUUGGCUCUUCUACACAAAUAUCAAUGUUUGUGAUUCCCUUUUGUGUGAUAGUUGGUUGGAUGAUGGGCCAGCCCAUGGAUCUGAACUUUCAACUUUUCGAGACUGCUACUCUUUUUGUGACAGUUCUAGUGGUUGCAUUUAUGCUUCAGGAAGGAACUUCAAAUUAUUUUAAAGGCUUGAUGCUUGUGCUGUGCUAUCUUAUUGUUGCGGCCAGCUUUUUUGUACAUAAUGAUGUUAAGGAAGAUGAAAACUGAACUGCUAACCACUAAUCAGCGACGAAGAACUUGCAUAUCUCAGGAAAAAAUGCCUCGUUACGUCCAAACUUGGGAAAUUUUGUCAUUUAUACUGGCAUUGUCUCCUGGAUGCAAACAGUUCGGGUGUUCCAAGUCACCUAGAGGAAGGAAAAAGGUUCUAUUGUUGCUUUCUGGUGCAAAAUGCCAAUUUUUGUUGUAAGAUGUCAUUCUCUUUGCGCGUCCAGGAAUGUCCUUAAACUGAUCUUAUACGGUCAACUAGCUUUUCGUUAAUUAACACGGUGUACACCGUCUAGUUAUGGGGUUGCUUGAACCGAAACUGACCAAACGCAAGUGUAUUUUUCUGGGGUGAAUCAAUCAGGAAAAAAAUUAAUGGUAGUAAUACAGGGUAACAUUUUUUUUUUUCAUUUCUAAUUCAUUUGUUGGUUAUAGAGAGCCAUAUAAGGCAAAUGGUGUAUACUGCUUUUGAAAUAGUCUCAAUAACUGGAGCAUGAAUACAUACCUCAACUGCAAAUCUA
Molecule: messenger RNA, 2490 nt
Organism: Chenopodium quinoa (quinoa)
Lineage: Eukaryota; Viridiplantae; Streptophyta; Magnoliopsida; Caryophyllales; Amaranthaceae
Product: vacuolar cation/proton exchanger 3-like
Exons: 12
Coding region: 674-1975 (433 amino acids)
Biological process (GO): intracellular calcium ion homeostasis; calcium ion transmembrane transport
Cellular component (GO): plant-type vacuole membrane
Molecular function (GO): calcium:proton antiporter activity
Source: RefSeq, a predicted model, not a curated record